Messenger RNA from Cordyceps fumosorosea ARSEF 2679, 663 nucleotides. Its product is annotated as protein required for cell viability Rrp17. Bases 1 to 663 code for a protein of 220 amino acids. Gene Ontology annotation, cellular component: nucleolus. Gene Ontology annotation, molecular function: RNA binding. Lineage: Eukaryota; Fungi; Ascomycota; Sordariomycetes; Hypocreales; Cordycipitaceae. The transcript has 2 exons. The record is from RefSeq and is a predicted model, not a curated record.
AUGUUCGCCAAACCGCGAGUAAAAAAAAGCAUUCUCCCUCCUCUUAGCAAGAAGCGGAAGAAUACUUCCGAAGUGGGAGAGGUUACCUUUGACAAUGAUGCUCGUCAAGAAUACCUGACCGGCUUCCACAAGCGCAAGCAGCAGCGCAUAAAAAAUGCACAGGAAGCGGCAGCAAAGCGAGCUCGACAAGAGAAAUUGGACACGCGGAAGCAGGUGCGAGAUGAACGACGCCAGGAAAUGGAAGACCACGUCCGCCGCGUCAACGAUAUGUUGAAGGCCUCCAACGCUGCGACUGCUGAAGACGAAAGCCAUGCCGAGAACGAGCAAGGUGAAGAGUGGGAUGGGUUUCCCGACAAGCCUGAACUAGAUAUUGUCGACCACGAGGAGGAAUAUAUAGACGAAGACCGUUAUACAACCGUGACGGUAGAGACUGUAUCAGUAUCUCGUGACGGCCUGUCGAAACCUGAACUGCCCACAGAAGAGGACGAUAGCGAGGAAAAGGUCGAAGGGGAAGCUGAAGGGCAAGACGAUAAGGAAGACAAGAAGCAGAACCAAAGGACGCCCAGAUCCAAGAAGAAGCAAUUUCGAUACGAAUCAAAGUCAGAAAGAGAUUGGGAGAACCGGAAACAAAGAGCUAGAAACAAAUCCAAACGAAGGGUAUAA